Molecule: messenger RNA, 1981 nt
Organism: Gigantopelta aegis
Lineage: Eukaryota; Metazoa; Mollusca; Gastropoda; Neomphalida; Peltospiridae
Product: probable 39S ribosomal protein L24, mitochondrial
Exons: 6
Coding region: 498-842 (114 amino acids)
Biological process (GO): translation
Cellular component (GO): mitochondrion; ribosome
Molecular function (GO): structural constituent of ribosome
Source: RefSeq, a predicted model, not a curated record
AAGUUCCGGUUUGUGCUUCCUUUUUUCAAGGUUGUUUGCAGCAUGAAAUGAUACACAUUUUAAUUUAAUCAUAAACUUGCAGGUGAUAUUAAAAAAGAGGCCAAACCAGCUAUGAGACUGACUUUGGUGGCAGGGAAUUAUUUAAAGAAAUAUAUCAACCGAAACAUAGCUGAGGCAACUGGAGUUAGCAUUAAGAAACCUUUCCAGGGCUGGAGGGAAAUUCGCAAGAAGAAAUGGUUGUACGGAGAGAAACAACCAUGGACGGAUGCCGCUAAAGACUUGAACAGACCUCUCAAGCACAACAGCAAGAUUUUCCUCGAGCCCAUUUCCGAUGAAGACUGGAAAAUCUUCAAGGAGAUCGGGUGGAGAUUCUUGUUGGACGAGACCGUGGGAAGCAGGGGCUGGUGACGGCCAUCGUCAAGGAGAGGAACUGGUGCUUUGUGGAGGGACUCAACUGUAAAUACCGAUGGGUGAACAGAACACCGACACAUUCUGGGAUGUUGUUGAAAGAAGAGAAACCACUGUUGGUGACCUCAGAGGUCACUCUUGUUGACCCAUCAGACAGCAAACCAACCGCGAUUGACUGGAGGUACACAGAGGAGGGGGAGAAGGUCAGAGUGUCUGCGAGAACCGGGAGGAUCGUCCCUCUGUCUAAAGUAGAGGAAGACCAAUCAUACGAUAUGGUGAAAAUCAGUUCAUAUGCAGAGAAAGAAAAGGACACCAGAGCAGCCGAAAUGAAAGCAGUUACUUUGAAGCCGAAACUGAGUACGUUUGAACAGGACAUAAUGGAACAGAUGGGGAUAAAGGAAGAGAGACAGCCAGUGAAAACGUAUUGGUAUUAAAUCGAGGAGACAUAUUUACAACUGUUCACACCUAAAGACAUUCUACCUGUGUGGAUAUCUUUGGAGUUGCUGAUAAAACUGUGUGUAUGUGAAAAGAUUGAUUGAAUGAUCUGAGACAGUACUUGUAGUUGACUUUCAGAGAUGAGAUGCUCAAAUAAUUAGGUAGCUAAGCUUAUGUUGGCCAUCACAUACAGGUCUUAUUUUUGUUGCAUCCAGAACACCGUUUAUUGCAAAUCAUUUUAAAACUAAAACAAUGAUUUUAAACUUGUGCAUUUUAAGCGGUGUUCUUUUUAUGGGAUUUGUCAUGAGAAAUAGGACAUGUCCUAAUCAGUAUGAUUUGGACACAACUUGUCGGACACGAUUUGAUUGCAUGUGACAAGUCAGUGCGACUAAUCACAUAAUGAGAACACCCCUUUAGCCAUUAUGCCUAGGCUUAGUGCCGUGUAUAUUUACAGCUUUUGGUCUCUGCAAUCUUCAGACAUUUUAAAAUUAUUUGCAGUAAACUGUGUGUUCUGAACAGGACAAAAACCAGAUCCUUAUAUGAAAUGACCAACAUACGAUUUGCAGAGAUUAACAUUGUCAAAGAUGAAACUGCCUUUGCAUUUUUGAUCAAAGAGGGGCUAUUAAAGAACAGCAUAUGCAUGUUGUAAACAUUGAUACGAUUAAGGGUCACUGAUCAUGAAAAACCAUUAUUUUGGGUACAUUUCUUCACACAGUCAUGUUAAUUAUCUUGAGGUAUGUUUGACUGGGAACCUAGAUUUACUGUAAAUUAUCAUGUAUUGAAAAAUAUCAAAAAUAUCAUUAGCAUUUGUGUACAGUUGUACUUGGAAUAUAUUGACUCAUAGUGCUAACAAUUUCUAGGCAAGAAAACAUUUUUAAUAUUUAGCUAAAAUUUUGUGGAUAGCUUUUCAUGUAGUUACAGAUAAAGUUUGGCAUUCAUGGUGAUUUACGCAUUUUUGACAGAGUUAUUGCCCUUGAAUUUAGGAGAUAAGAAAAUGUUUUGGGCCCUGAUAGGGGGCAUGUAUUACUUUAGCAGUACUCUCAGAAUACUUGUUAGAAAUGUAUUUUUAUAGAUGAUAUUAUCAUGCAACAUGUUUGACAAAGGAAAUUAAGAAUAAACUGAAUUUUGACAUGACAAA